CGAGAGGCAUCCCUGCCUCCUUCCCUACCUGUACACACAUUCGCACACACACACACAUUCACGUGAGAGAGACACAUUGACACAUCCGUGUGCAUCGUGCACCAAAAGCGAGCCCUCGUGUUUCUUGCUGGAGUCGCCGUUGUCGUAGACGUUGUUGUCGUUGUUGCCUCCUCCUGGGUUUUUCGUUUGUGGGAACAAAACCAGAUCAAGCACGACCCUUUGCUGCGGGUUGCCUUUCACUGGUUCCGUAUUGGUGUUGCUGUGCGGGUUGUGUAGAUUGUGUGUUGAGUGUACCGAUUGAUCGCAACGAAAGGACUGUACGAGUCGCCUUCCGUGGCGUGCCUCCUGGUCCAGUCGGGUACAUUCGGAAGUGCGGGUCAGUGGUGAUAUCGAAUACGUGCACACGUUUGUCUGAUCGAUUCUGCUCGGCAGCGUCCAUUUCCAAGUUCCAAAAGGGUCGAUCUUCCAGACCGGAUUCCUGUAUACCUACCUACAGAUUCAUAUCCCACACCUACUUUCCCUAUAUCGAUGCUUCACUCCAUCGCGGAACAACGCCAAAAGCGGGAGCUUCCCCCGCUCUUCUGGUACAUGGAGUUGGGAGAAUGGGAAAAGGCGUCCGAUCGGGUACGUCGACACCCACGGGAAGUCAAGACUUGGGCUACACUCCGUACCAAAAACAACACGGACGAACCCGCCCCGUUGCCUUCGUCCGCCAGCAUUGCCAGUUACGCCACCAAGGCAUCUUCGUCUUCCGGAACCAAGCGACUCGCUCUCCACCACUCGUGCUUCAAACUGAGGACUGCUGGCUCUUGUCCCGUCGCGUCCAAGGCUUCGGAAGAUCCCUACGUACAAGUCUGUCGAUUCAUUCUCAUGCUCCUCCGACUCUAUCCGGAAGCAGCGGGACAGCGAGAGUCGCGACACGGUUGUUUGCCCCUACAUCUAGCCUGCUUUGCCUCCUGUGCGCCUAGGGCCGACGACGAUACCCUCCACAACAACAGCAACCACAGUCGCAACGCGACCUCACCCUCCGCCAUUGCCAAGGCACCCGUCGCUCGCCCCAACAUGAUUGCGCGGCGCAUAGCGUCCGACGCCACCUCCGCCACCACGGACACCAACCUUUCCGCCGUGCACGCCGAAGAAACAUACACCGGAAACAUGGCCGACAAGCAAAUACGUCGCGAUCACACGGUACACGUCGAUCCCAACGUAUCCGUAUCCACCAAGAAACAUCUAUUGAUCAGUUCCAAACGGGAAGAAAUGGCCGUACAAGUACUCAACGCGCUGCUCGACGCCUACCCCAAAGCCAUACGUACCGAUUCCGAAGGCGGGCGUUUGCCGCUACAUACGGCCUGUGCCGGACGGGCCACGCCCCGCGUCAUUGCCACCCUCGUCACGGCCUACCCCUCCGCGGCACGACACCGGAACAAGGAUGGAUUCCUACCCCUACACCUUACCGCACACUGGGGCGUCGCCCAUCCCAACGUCGUCGUUACCCUUCUCAAGGCAUACCCCGACGCUACCGUUGGACGCAAUCGCUGGGAACGAACUCCACUGGAAGAAGCAUUGUGCAUGGCGGGAGAAAACGGUCGACCACAUCAAGCCGCCAUGGUCAGGGCGCUACGGAAGCACCCCUCCUACUGGCAACGAGCGACCGCCGAAAUUAUUCAGGGCACGCGACGUCUACGCCAACCCGGCAGUAACGUCGUGGAUGUGGACGAAAGCUUGCCCUCCAACGACAGUACGUCACUAGAAGAGCAACGCCAAGGUCAUUUCGCUCACGGACACAAUCCACUCGUUGAUCAAGUCGAACAGGAACAUUCCAAAAAGCCCGCGGGCAAGCUAUCCCCAGAAGCGGCCAAAAAGAAGCCCAUGGAUCAUAAACUGGACGAACUUAUUCGACAGCACGACUGGGACGCGGUCAUUCGUCGGGUCGAAACGAAUCCCCUCGAGGUGGAGACGGAAUUGGCGGUCAUGACCCGUGGCGGAUUCCUCAGUUGCUCGGGUGUCACCCCACUCUACUACGCCUGCGAACGCCAACCCCCCGUCGCCGUUGUACAAGCCCUCAUCCAUGCCCAUCCCCUCGCCGUUCUCACGCGCGCCAUGCCUGGUGGGAGUCUACCACUCCACGUAGCCUGUACCUGGCACGCCUCACCCGACAUUAUCUGGGCCUUGUUGGCCGCCGAUCAGGGGGCGGCCAAAGUCACCGACGAACUCGGCAACGUGGCGCUCCACUCAGCGCUUUUUUCCGGAGCCGAUGUCCGGGUGAUCCAAGCGCUCGUCCAAGCCGAUCCCGAGGCCGUACUCUCACGGAAUCAUCAAGGAUCCCGACCCGCCGAUAUCGGCAAACGACUUCGGCACGAAAAUCGCAAAAUGGUGCUGCCAGUACUCCAAACAACCAAGGCACACCUGUUGGCGUCCCAUCGUCGGUCGCGCUCGUCGGGGACAUUGGAGGACAUUGCUCAACAAGCGGAAGAAUUGAAUCAAAGGCAGGGCACGCCCUUGGGCACUCCGCAAAGUCUUCAUCGACUUGCGAAGGAUUUUCCGAAAGAAGGCAAUCCCAACCUUCACACCGACGAGGAGCAGGCGAUCGAAGUCAGUUACGGUGCCCAAGAGAAAAAAGAGCUCAUGUGGGUGUAAUUGGACUGAAAAUAACAGCUCCUUCUUGGGUAAACGCUAUGCUAACAGCAUUUUGGCAAC
Messenger RNA from Phaeodactylum tricornutum CCAP 1055/1, 2697 nucleotides. RefSeq lists its product with no specific name. Gene Ontology annotation, cellular component: cytoplasm. Bases 529 to 2637 code for a protein of 702 amino acids. NCBI's taxonomy places the organism in Eukaryota, Bacillariophyta, Bacillariophyceae, Surirellales, Neidiaceae. Gene Ontology annotation, molecular function: actin filament binding. The transcript has a single exon. Gene Ontology annotation, biological process: actin filament bundle assembly. The record is from RefSeq and is a predicted model, not a curated record.